Spizellomyces punctatus DAOM BR117 is the source of this 924-nucleotide messenger RNA. RefSeq lists its product as uncharacterized. The record is from RefSeq and is a predicted model, not a curated record. The transcript has 7 exons. Lineage: Eukaryota; Fungi; Chytridiomycota; Chytridiomycetes; Spizellomycetales; Spizellomycetaceae. Gene Ontology annotation, molecular function: protein binding. The coding region runs from base 10 to 765 and encodes 251 amino acids.
ACCGCAAGUAUGGGUUUGAAAACGAUCAUCGAAAAUGCACGAGCAAGCAAUGCUACUGCAUUAGACCUCAAUGAGCAAGGGUUGAAGCAUCUUCCCGCGGAAUUGUUGGAGGUUGAAUCUCUGACCCGACUCAACUUGGCUCAUAACCGGCUGACUGAUGUAUCGGAAAACAUUGUCCGUCUCAAAAACCUCGAGAUGCUCACUGUGUUUGGGAAUAAGCUGGGUGAACUGCCCAAAACAAUUAACGGUAUAAGAACGCUAAAGUUUUUGACGGCAAGUCACAACUUUAUCUAUGAACUUCCGCAGGGUUUUGGAAGUUGUCCCAGUCUGGUGUUUUUGGAUAUGAGUUGUAACCAGCUCAAAGAACUAUCGCCAAAUUUUGGGUUCUUGACAACGCUUCGAUCCCUCCAUCUGUCUGACAACCAUCUUGAGACAUUACCCGCAGAAAUUGGCAAAUUGACACAACUCGCAACUCUUGUUCUCUGUAACAACGACCUGACCUCCCUUCCCGACGAGAUUGGUAACCUCCAGUCUCUAAAAUACUGUCUCCUCCAAGGCAACAAGCUCAAGUCACUUCCAAAGAGCUUUGCCACCAUACCGCUGGAAAGCGAAGGAUCGGUGUUAAAGCUGUACAAAAAUCCUUGGUACCCGUUUCUGGCUGAUAUAUUGGAAGACAACAAUGUACAGGCGUUCCUUGAUGUGAUGAGAUCUGAUUCGUACCAGGAUAAAGUCAAAGAGGCUGAAGCCAAGAAAUCAAAGAAAUAACUACCGUAGACCUAUGGAGUUGUGUAUGUAGGAUGAGCAAUCCCAAGCUUUUGACAUUCUAUCCAUGGAUCUCUGCUAAGGGCAGCAUAAAACCCACUCUUAUUUCUGGGAGAUGGACUUGGAAAUGCUUAAUAUUUAUCAACCCAAUCUGCACUGCUA